AGAGUGGACGAUGGGGUGUCAGGAGGGAACAGCAUGGGCUGGCCGAGGUCACCAUCAGUCAUAAUCAAGAGGAACACACACACACACACACACACUACACAGCAUGGUGCAGCCAGUGUGUGUACCAGAUCAGGUUGUCCCUCCCUUACACAUGCUUCACAGGACGCUGAGCACGAGCUGCUGUAUGUCACGGAGAGAGGCUGCUAGAGGGCGCUAGCAUUCACACGUCGCCCGCCCUCUUCCUGCUUUAACCAGCAUGUUAGUCUCCACGGCAACAGACUCCUCGCCAUCCUACGAGUGGUCAGUGGUCUACGUGACCCCCCCAGGUAGUGGCACCACUAACGACACAGAGUGGCAGCGUGAUACCUUGCUGGCUGUGGCUGAGGUGAUGGUGCUGGCGGUCAUCCUGGUUAUAGCAUUACUUGGCAACGGCCUGGUGCUCGUGGUGUUGCUGAGGAGGAAACAACAUCACAACCCACUGCAUCAGUUCAUGCUCAACCUCUGCCUGGCCGACCUGGUGGUGGCGCUGUUCCAGGUGUUGCCCCAGCUAGUUUGGGACGCCAGAGGGCGCUUUCCCGGCCCAGACGUCUUGUGUCGCCUAGUGAAAUACCUUCAAGUCCUGGGGAUGUUCGCCUCCUCCUACAUGAUCGUGGCCAUGACAAUAGAUCGCCAUUAUGCCAUCUGCUGCCCCUUGCUGGCGCAUCGCAGCUGGGCCACCCAUCGAUGGAACACCUUCAUACUGCUAGCCUGGGGGCUGUCACUGCUUCUCAGUCUGCCACAGGUUUUCAUUUUCUCUCGCUCAGAAGUGGCACCUGGGGUGUAUGAAUGCUGGGGCAACUUUGCUGAAUCCUGGGGCCUUAAGGCCUAUGUGACAUGGAUGACCCUGGCAGUCUUCAUCAUCCCUGUCCUCAUCAUCACUGUGUGUCAGGUGCGAAUCUUCAAGGAGAUCCAUAACAAUCUAUACCUGAAGUCGGAGCGCCGCCUGUCCCCUUCCUCCAUCCCUCCAUCCAGACGAGGCAGCCAUAGAGGAGGAGGCGGAAGAGGAACGUCCAGUCUCUCUCUUUAUGUUCCACCAAUCAUAUUGAACAACACUGAUCCUGCCAGCAUCACUUCCCACUGUGGCGUCCAUACUGACACGGAUGUGCACACAGCCGAGCUUCAGCUUGAUGUGCAGCCUGAGCCUGCAGCGCUCCCUGCUGUCCGUGCUUCUCCCAAGGCCAAAGCAUCUUCUUCCCAAAGAGGAGGAGGAGAGGUGACAGCAGCCAUGUCCAAGACAGUGAAGAUGACUUUGGUCAUAGUGCUCAUGUACUCGCUCUGCUGGGCCCCUUUCUUCAGUGUUCAGCUGUGGGCCGCCUGGGACCCCAAUCCACCUCAAAGUGGUGCAGUGUUCACCCUGCUCAUGUUGUUGGCCAGCCUCAACUCAUGCACCAAUCCCUGGAUCUACUCGGCCUUCUCUAGCAGCAUCUCUCCGGAGCUCCGUCUUCUGCUGCUGUGUCGCACGGAUACACAACGCAGGGGCUCUCUACCGAACGACUCAACGGCGACACACACCUCCAACUACUGACAGUGCACACAGACGUACGACUUCGUCACGUGACAUACACACCAGGACAUUUAGCUGCACAUAAAGGCUAUAUAUAUAUAUAUAUAUAUAUAUAUAUAUAUAUAUUACAUACUAAAGUGUUCCCCAACAGAAGAGAAGAAAUGUACACCUUGUUUUGAAAACCUUUAAUUCUUUCCGUCACUCGUCAUAAAAGCUCCCACAUUGACUACGGACGUCUACAUGACACAGCUUGAAACAUUGUUUUUUAACACUAAAUGAAAAACGCAAGCAAACACAGCCACACAUCCAAAUUGUACAAUAAAAAUGUUUUCUUCCCAUUAAAGUGUUUUUUUUCUUCCCCACCCGUGUCAUAUCUGAAAAUAUUCCAGGAUGCUCGAAUAGGAGGGAACGCACAUUUUAAAUGUUUUUUUUUCCCCCACCGAAGUGACGUUUUGCUUUAUAACUAAUAUUUAGUGUUUGCUUCAGGACUUUAAAAUGGGAGACAAAGACAUUGCGGCUUAUGGCCACUAAAGGGUGCUGUUGGACCAAAACAUCAACCGUCUGCGUUGACGAAAGUUACAAUUCAUAGAACAAUAAGCAUAUAACACGAUUAACACUGCCUUGCUGUCGAAUAAUUAUGUAUUUAGUAUUGGCUUGAGAGAAUAGAAAAUACAUGGUUAGUUUUAGUCUUUGACACAACAUAUUUUAAUACAGCCGUCCCUCGUUUAUAUUGGAUAUUUGGUUCCACACACGGCUGCGAUAAAUGAAUGAAUUUCUGCCAUAUGGGAUUAAAUUUUAAUAAAGGGAAUAUUUUCAUAGUUCGAGCAUAGAAAACCUUUCUAAAUACGAUUUUUAACAUUACUAGAGCCCUGUA
Molecule: messenger RNA, 2417 nt
Organism: Dunckerocampus dactyliophorus (ringed pipefish)
Lineage: Eukaryota; Metazoa; Chordata; Actinopteri; Syngnathiformes; Syngnathidae
Product: vasopressin V2 receptor-like
Exons: 8
Coding region: 257-1564 (435 amino acids)
Biological process (GO): regulation of systemic arterial blood pressure by vasopressin; positive regulation of vasoconstriction; G protein-coupled receptor signaling pathway
Cellular component (GO): membrane
Molecular function (GO): peptide binding; vasopressin receptor activity
Source: RefSeq, a predicted model, not a curated record